This is a messenger RNA of Indicator indicator, 2880 nucleotides long. It is a transcript of the gene NOS3, whose product is annotated as nitric oxide synthase 3. Gene Ontology annotation, biological process: nitric oxide biosynthetic process. The transcript has 22 exons. The record is from RefSeq and is a predicted model, not a curated record. Gene Ontology annotation, molecular function: flavin adenine dinucleotide binding; calmodulin binding; FMN binding. NCBI's taxonomy places the organism in Eukaryota, Metazoa, Chordata, Aves, Piciformes, Indicatoridae. Bases 1 to 2880 code for a protein of 959 amino acids.
AUGUUCAGCUUCUUGUGCUCCCACAUCCAAUACGCCACCAACCGCGGCAACAUUCGGUCUGCCAUCACCAUCUUCCCACCACGGGCACCGGGUCGGGGUGAUUUCCGCAUCUGGAACUCGCAGCUAAUCCGUUAUGCUGGGUACCGGCAACCUGAUGGCUCCAUACAAGGGGACCCAGCCAAUGUGGACAUCACUGAGGGUCCUGAUGAACCUCCCGAGCUCUUCCCACUGCCCCCUGAACUAGUCCUCGAGGUGCCCCUCCAGCACCCAACCCUGCCAUGGUUUGAGGAGCUGGGGCUCCGCUGGUACGCGCUGCCCGCUGUGUCCAACAUGCUGCUGGAGAUUGGGGGGCUGCAGUUCCCAGCCGCCCCCUUCAAUGGCUGGUACAUGGGCACUGAGAUUGGCACCAGGAACCUCUGCGACCGUCACCGCUACAACCUGCUGCCGGAGGUGGCUGAGCACAUGGGGCUGGACACAGGAACGAGCUCAUCACUCUGGAAGGACAAGGCAGCCGUGGAGGUGAACGUGGCUGUGCUCCACAGCUUCCAGCUGGCCAAAGUGACAAUUGUGGAUCACCAUGCAGCCACCGAGUCCUUCAUAAAGCACAUGGAGAAUGAGCUGCGGACACGGGGAGGGUGCCCAGCUGACUGGGUCUGGAUCGUGCCCCCCCUCUCGGGCAGCCUCACCCCUGUCUUCCACCAGGAGAUGGUCAACUACCAGCUCUACCCCACCUUCCGCUACCAGCCUGAUGCCUGGAAGGUCUAUGUCUCCAAGGGCACCACCAUCACCAGGCGAAAGACCUUCAAGGAAGUGGCCAAUGCAGUGAAGAUCUCAGCCAAGCUGAUGGGACACAUGAUGGCCCGGCGGGUCAAGGCCACUAUCCUCUAUGCCACUGAGACCGGCAAAUCCCAGAGCUAUGCCUGGAACCUUUGUCAGCUCUUCCAACGUGCCUUUGACCCCAAGGUGCUCUGCAUGGAUGAGUACGACGUGGUAUCCCUGGAGCAUGAGACCUUGGUGCUGGUGGUGACCAGCACUUUUGGCAAUGGGGAUCCCCCUGAGUGUGCGGAGAGUUUCUCCAAGGCACUGAUGGAGAUGACCUCUCCCUACACCAGCACGUCCCAGGCUGAGCCACCUUUGAGCUAUAAGCUAAGGUUCAACAGCGUCUCCCAGUCUGACCAGCUCGUGGCUUCUUGGAAGAAGAAGCGGCGGCAGCUGAGCAACACUGACAGUGCUGGAGCCCUGGGAGCGCUGCGGUUCGCAGUGUUCGGGCUGGGGUCGCGGGCAUACCCCCACUUCUGUGCCUUCGCCCGGGCCGUGGACACUCGGCUGGAGGAGCUGGGUGGGGAGCGGCUGCUGCCCAUGGGGGAGGGUGAUGAGCUCUGUGCCCAGGAGGAGACCUUCCGCACCUGGGCACGCCACGUCUUCCAGGCUGCCUGCGAGACCUUCUGCGUGGGGGAUGCUGCAGGGGGAGCCGAGGAGCUCUUUGCCCCACCCCAAGACUGGAAGCACCAGAAGCAUCAGCUGGUGCCACAGCCCCAGGCCACUGACACCCUAUCCGGCCUGUCCCAGCUGCACAAGCGCCGUGUGUUCCCCUGCACACUGCUUUCCGUGGAGAAUCUGCAGAGCCCCGAGUCCAGCCGCUCGACAUUGCUGGUGCGGCUGGACACGCAGGGGCGGCCGGAGUUGCGGUACCAGCCCGGGGACCACCUCGGGGUGUUCCCGGCGAACAACCCCGAGCUAGUGGGGGAACUGCUGCGGAGGGUGCAGGGACCUCCCGGCCCCGAGCAGCCCGUGUUGGCCCUCAGCGCCCAACGGGACUCCGACGCAGACUCCCCUGGGCAGCCACAGAGCCGCCUGCCCCCCUGCAGCUUGGCCCAGGCCCUCACCUUCUUCCUGGACGUGGCAGCACCCCCGAGCCCCCAGUUCCUGCAGCUCUUGGCCACACUGGCAGCUGAGCCUCAGCAGCGGCAGCAACUGGAGAGACUGGGACAGGAUGCGCGGUUGUAUGAGGAGUGGAAGUGGUUCCGCUGCCCCACGCUGCUGGAGGUGCUGGAGGAGUUCCCAUCAGUGCAGCUGCCCCCAGUGCUGCUUCUCACCCAGCUACCGCUGCUCCAGCCCCGGUACUACUCCAUCAGCUCCGCGCCGGGCCCCAGCCCUGGCCAGAUCCAUCUUACUGUGGCCGUAGUCACCUACCGCAGCGAGAACGGGCAGGGGCCUCUGCAUUUCGGCGUCUGUUCUACCUGGCUGGCACGGCUACAGCCCGGGGACACCGUGCCCGCCUUCAUCCGAGGGGCUCCGUCUUUCCGGCUGCCAGCCGCGCCCGAAGCCCCCUGCAUCCUGGUGGGACCUGGCACCGGUGUCGCCCCAUUCCGGAGCUUCUGGCAGCACCGGCUGCACCAGCUGCGGGACGGAAGUGGCCCGCUGGGCAGCAUGGUGCUGGUGUUCGGGUGCCGCGCAGCCACACUGGACCACAUCUACCGUGAGGAGAUGGAGGAGGCCCAGGAGCAAGGGGCCCUCAGCCAGGUCUUCACUGCCUUCUCACGCCAACCUGGGACACCCAAGACAUACGUGCAGGAUGUCCUGCGGACGCAGCUGGCAGCAGAGGUGCACCGGGUGCUGUGCCAGAGCAGGGGGCACAUGUACGUCUGCGGGGAUGUCACCAUGGCCACUGAAGUGCUGCAGACUGUGCAGCACAUCCUGGCACAAGAGGCUGGCAUGACGCUGGGCCAGGCUGGCGACUUCAUCAGCGAGCUGCGGGACAAGAACCACUACCACGAGGACAUCUUUGGCCUCACCUUCCGCACGCAGGAGGUUGCUUUCCGCAUCCGCAGCCAAUCCUUCUCCACCCAGCAGCGCCCGCAGCCAGAGCCCAUGCCCUGA